GUCCAUAAGUUGGUAAUCGAGUUGGCUCUCUAGCUAGACACAUGUUGAGACAUAUCAUGAGCUCUCUGAACGAGCCAGCUCGCGAGUUUAGCUCAACAAGCCACCGAGUCGAGCUAGCUUGCGCGAGCUUCACGAGCUAGGACAAAACUUAGCUCAUGUUCACGGCUCGUUUAGUAACGAGCCAAGUUUCGAGCGAACUUUUCUCGAGUCGAACACCGAGCUGCUCGUCUCAUUUGCGGCCCUGUGCAUAAGCACCAUAACAUUUGAGAAGUCAAUUAAGAGAAUGAGUCGUCUUUGAAAUCAUUGAAGCUAAGCUAAGUGGAGAUCACCAGGCAGUAGUACAAAUGGUUGUUGUGUUCCAAAUUCCAACCCGUGUCCCGUCUGAUGAAAUUCGACCAUUUUCAGUCCAGCCAUCCAGAUGCAUGUAUACCAAUCCAACACGUAAGCCGCCCAGAACGUCGUGCUUUUUUUCACAAAAAAAAAAACCUAAUAAAAUGUCACAGCUCAGCUUGGGAAGGUUUGUUGUUUCAUUGCGUCGUCGUUUCUAAUCGUUCUACUAGUAGAACGGGUGUCCAUUCGGGUUCGGUUUUUCGGGUUUACCCGAAACUGACCCGAUUAUAUACAUUUUCGGAGUUUCGGGUUCGGGUUCGUUUCGGGUUUUUCGGUUUUGGGUUCGGUUUUGCCUAUCAGUUUUUCGGGUUUCGUUCUAAAACCUCCAAUGAAUAGAACUCAACCCGUAUUCUUAGGCGUUCGGGUUUUCGGAUUUCGGUUUUGCUUUAACCGAACCCGAACCCAAUUAGGAAUUUUCGGGUAACCGGAACCCACAAGUCAUUAUCGGAUUCGGGUUCGAUUUUAGUGGUUUUCGGUUUCAGGUUUUCGGGUUUCGGUUCGGAUAACCGAACCCGAACCGAACCGAAACCCCUACUAAUAGUAGCAAAACACAACCACCGCCGUGUCGCAGGCGCCUUUCGUUUUUUCUAAUCAACACAUCCACAUGCUCCAACGAUUCCCUAAUAUUUAUUACCUAAACACAACGUCAACAAGGACAAACGCUAACAUUACCACUAAAAAUAAUGGAAGCAUUUGUUUACCACAAUACGGCAUGUUGAUAGAGUUUGGUGUCAUACUAUGAUGUUCUGAAAAUGUAUUAUGAUGGUAGGAAUAUAUCGGUUUUGAAUGGUUUUAUUAACAGAUUGUACUUUAAUUAAAAAUAAAAAGGAAUUAAUGUACUUUUUUAUGUGGAACCUGAUGUGGCGAUUGAGGUGGAGUCCAUUAACAUUAGCAUGGCCGAUGAAUUUUGCAAUGUUAUGAAAGGUCUAUGUAUGAUAUGUUAUAUUUUUCAAGGUUUGACUGAUAUUUUGUCAACCUUAAAAGAAUUUUAGUAGUAUAUUAUAUUUAUAAAAAAAAAGAGGAAACAAUAAAUUUUGAGAUAUUAGCUUUAAAAGAUACUAAUUGCAAAAUCAUGGAAGGUAAAUAUUAGUUCCCAAUAUGGGUGAAACUAGGUGGACAAUGGAUGAGUUGAGUGAGUUUCGGUUUUAAAUUGACCCGCUCGUCUGCUAACUAGUUGGUAUAAUUGUGAUUCGCAAUCCAUUCACAAACUUUUUCGGGGUUGGGUUGGGUGGGUGGCAGAUGGGUGCGGUUGGAUUGUGAGUUAACUCACAAUUGCAAUCUCCAACUAGUAAUUAGGCAAGCUGACUAACAUUUAUAAUAAAUUCCUCUAAAAUUAGUAAAGAUUAUAUCAAUUUAGACACCUCCCAAUUUGUCUCCUAUAGAUGCAUAGUACUUGUAUCAAAUCUUUCAUUAUUUCAUCAGCCAAUUAUGUAAAGAUAAUAUAGUGACCAAUAGUAGCAGUCCAAAAAUAUUCUUUAUUUUUCAUCUGUAGAAUUCGAUCGUCACUGUGUACUUACUGUCAGUUAGGAAAUACGUUAACUAUUCGGUAGCAUAAACAAGAAGAAGAAGAAAUUAUUUUCCACGUAAAAAUAGGCUGCAGAUCAUUUGUGUGACCCGUCAACUCGCUCAUCCGAUAAGUGCAAACAUGAGAUUUAUCAGUCCACAAUCAACCCACAUCAAUCACGCGUUUACUAAUUACUGCAGUUUGCAACUGUUUACAGGUGGAUCGAUAUCAAACUGCGAAUUAACCCUAGUUAGAAACAAACAGAGUUAGGCCAUGGAUUAGGCCUGACCUCGAUGUUUAUGACCACAGUCCCCACAAUUUAAGCCCCCACAUACCCCAAUCCAUGCACCUACUAAAUGACGUUAACCUCUUAACCUCCCCUUCCUUCCUUCCUUCCCCUGUUUCCUCCCUCCCCAAACAUUGUUUUCCAUUUUUUCCUUCUUCCCCACCCCACCACCGCCCUCCUCCAUCAUCAAUUCUCCAAUCAUCUCCCUCCGCCGCUCUAUUCCACCUGAGCUAAUCAGCGAUGGGUCUUCGGUCACCCUCCAAUGUUCUCAUCUUCCUCCUGGUAGCCGCCGCCGCCGCUCUGUUCACCCAUCCAAUUCACGCUGCCGAUUCAAGGAAGCUCGAUGAGACCGCAGACGGUACCCCGGGAUCCGAGAAGUGCACGCCGUGCAACCCAAGCCCUCCCCCGCCGUCUCCGCCGCCACCGGCAUGUCCACCUCCACCUGCUCUGCCUCCUCCCUCGCCGCCGCCUCCCAAAAACCCGCCGUCCACCUACUGCCCUCCGCCGCCGCCGUCUCCGCCCUCUUCCUCAAUUAUCUACAUAACCGGCCCGCCUGGCAACCUGUACCCCGUCGACAACGAUUUCAGCGGAUCCGGCCGCCCCACGGCGCCGGCGAUGAUCGGCUGCGGAUUGGUGGCGGCGGCGGUGGGGGUACUGUUCGGCAUCUAGAAUCCCAGUAGAAUUGAUUGGUUUCUCUCGACAGAAAUUCUCUCCGAAUUGGAGGGUAAUAUUAGGGGAAAACUAUUACUCUGCUUUCCCAGUUUUCCCGCCGGCGGUAAUUAGUCUUUUGCUCUACUGGAUGGAAAUACGUAAUAACAGUUCCCCCCUGAUGUCUCGUUUUACAGUAAUAGUUUGACAGUAAAGUUUACAUUUUUAUGGGUUUUGUAAUUUGUAGAUGUGUCAAGAACACACAGCACUCUGUUUUACUCUGUUUCUUCUUCUCCUCUUUUUUACCCUCCCAUGUUGCAUAUGUAAAUCCCGAAGUGAUCUUGAAUAAUAAUAUAGAAAUUAUUGAAAAAGUUUGUUCGAUUAUGUGCUCCUAAUUAGGAUUUGGGACUAUGCAAUGAGAUUAAUGGUGUUAAAAGUAUAGAUUAUCUGCGCAUAGAACCUUCUUCUUCUGCUUCUUUGUUCCCCUUUAUUUUCUUUAUUAUUGGGCGGUAGUCAGUAAACUAAUCAGAAAAUCUUAUCAAUCACAGAAGGGGGAGACUGACAAAUACGGCUGGAUAGUUGAAUUCCAUUAACGAAAAGUGCAGAUGUCUUAGGGUGUUUCUACUAUUCACACGUAUAAAAUCUAAGUGUCGUUUGGAUGGGACAUUCUCAAAAUGAGGUAAUUUGGGACAAAAGUCUCAUUUUAAAAAAUGAGCUAAUUGUAUGAGUAAAUGUUUACAUAAUUAUCUUGUUUGGCUUGUGAUUUGGCAUGAGACAAUUGUGAUGAGGCAUUUUAUGAAAAUACAUAUUUGCUCUCAUUCUUUUACCCUUCUCUAUCUUGGGAAAGGAAGAAUUUAAAAAGAAAUUAAAUAAAAGGGGUCAUAUUGGGAAAAAUGACCCCACAAAAUGGAGCAAUGUAGAUUACCUCCCUCCCACCCAAGUAAUUGACAUUGACCCAUAAUGAAGCAAUUUCAAUUGCCUCAUUCUUACUUUUUGCAUCCAAACGGGGUAAUUUGACCCAAUUGUCUCAUUUUGAGUCAAUUAGGGCACAUUGACUCAUCACUUUGAUCCAUCCAAACGACCCAUAAAAAUUUUAUGUAACCCGUUAAAAUAGAUUCACCUAUAUUUACGUAUAUGAUGGAUGUUUUGACGUAUGAUAUCAAGCAAGUAGAAUAAAUAAUUAGGAGAGUUUUCAUGCUCUCUCGUAAAUUAAUCCUAUUGAUCAAGAAUACCACCUACACAUUUUGUAUUGUUAGAUUUCGUUCUUACUCUUUUAAAAAUGUCUAACAUCUCCGGCGUUCUAUCAUAGGAGUUUAGUCAUUCAUUGAAAAAUAAACGAGAAUAGACAACUUAGCAAUAAAGUGUACAUAGGUCGACCCAUAAUAAUUUCAAAUAUGUAUGUUGACGAUCUUUUUGGGUACAAAUUUAUUAUACAAUAAGAUGAGAAGAAAGUAAAGUAUAUUAUAUUAUAUUAUAUUAUAUUAUAUUAUAUUAUAUUAUAUAUCCAACCCAAUUUGUCGUCGGUUCAUAAGGAAAUUGUAAUGUGGAUGGAAGAAGAAAUUAUAAGCCAAUGGAAACACGAUAAUUUGGUGUUGGAGUAGAUGGAUCCAUCCAUCAUAUAAUUUAAGUCUGCCAGCUGCAAUGUUGAAAUGAAUUGUCCCGUUAUCACAUAUAUGCGAUGUUCCAAUCAGCUGGAGAAACGUAAAGAAAGUGACGAUCCACAUUUUGGGUAAUUUGGUUAAUCUGGUGAUGUUGGGCCAUGUGGCUUACAUGCGAUGUGAGUGGCGGAUGACAAUCUCGGCAUGAUCUGUUUUAUUCAAUUUGUUUAGCUCGUUUUGUGACGGGUAAUAGUAGUCUUGUAUGCGGAGCGCGAAGCAGGUGUACAUAAUUACUCUUCUCGAUUUGAUUUGUCUUGUACCCGCCAAAUUAUCGACCCGUUUUUAUUUGAAUUACAUGUAAUUUUAAUCAAAUUAUUUAGAAUUU
Molecule: messenger RNA, 4811 nt
Organism: Linum trigynum
Lineage: Eukaryota; Viridiplantae; Streptophyta; Magnoliopsida; Malpighiales; Linaceae
Source: the annotation of a GenBank genome assembly